Messenger RNA from Coregonus sp. 'balchen', 30351 nucleotides. Lineage: Eukaryota; Metazoa; Chordata; Actinopteri; Salmoniformes; Salmonidae. The record is from the annotation of a GenBank genome assembly.
AUUCUGGUCGAGGGCACAGUCGGUGACGACUUCAAUGGAGACAUCGCCAUUGAUGACCUGUCCUUCCUGGACUGUGUGCUCUAUAAUGGUAAUUAGUAUGCUUACUUCAGCAAGACCCCUAGAUAUUCAACAUACUUAUAUUAUUGUUAUUAUUAUUAUUAUUAUUAUUAUUAUUAUUUAGACCACUUCCACUACCAUAAAACAUUUUUGGGACAGCUGAGGCAAGCACAAAAUUCUUCUUCAGGAAGAUUUCCCUUUGUAGUUAUACCUUACCACCAGCAUAUAAAACUGUGUCCCACUCUAGAUUGAGUUACAGUUUGUUGGAUGUGUUAUACGUUAUUAAUUUGUUUGUUUCAGGGGGCUUGCCCUCAGUGAGCCCCACCACCCCCUUCCCCCCGACGGAAGCCCCUACAGUCCAGCCCCACGUCUGCCCAGAGGGGAAGUUUGUGUGUGGAGCUCACGGAGAGUGUGUGGACCAGAGCAGGGUGUGUGACUUUAGACAUGACUGCUCCGAUGGGUCGGAUGAACAGCACUGUGGUGGGUAGUGACCUUGUUCCCUCAGAUCUGGGGCUAUGUAUAGGAUCAGGUCUUGCCUCCCCUGUAACCUUUUUAAUUGUGUGUUGCAAAGGCAAAUCUGCUUGAUACAUAUGGCCCCUUGGCUGUUAUUUGACCAGCAUUGGAUUAUUGGAAUCUUUCCCCUCUCUCUCUUUCUCUCCCACCCUCUUUCUGUCCUUGCUGUGCACUCUUCAUCCACAGAGAAGACAGAGACCACUAGAAUUGUCUUGAAUCAGAAAUAGAAUUGUUCAGAAUUUUCAAAGACCAUAGGUAUUGUCUAAUGGUGUCUGUGUUUCUUUCUUUCCUCGCUCUCACUUUCUGUGUCCUCUGUGUGUCCCCCAGUGAAGGAGGUGUGUGAUUUUGAGGGGGGUGACCUGUGUGGCUGGGAGAGGGUCUGUCCUGCUCCCUCUGGCCUGCUCCAUUCAUUCAGCUGGCUUCCUGACCAGGGCAACACUGUACACUUUGGAGAGCAGUACCACCGGCCAGUCAUCGACCACACCCUGUGAGUCCCAAACACACGCAUGCGCACACACAGGCACACGCGUACACAUACAGGCACACACACACUAGCAACGUGCAUGCCCACCUGAGGAUCUCUCCUUUUCAGCCAUCUGAAAAUCCACUUGUCACUUAAAUCUCACUGGAUUGAUGGCUUUCAUUUUACUGUAGCGACUCUUUCUUGCUUGUGCCAUUCAUUUCUUCCCGAUAACAUAGCGACCGCGGACCUGUAAUUACAAACUCCAGUAAUGGCUCAAAUGUGCUCAAUGGAAUACAUUGGCUUGACGAUAACUUUAUUUUAGUUGGUGUUGAUUUUUUGUGCAAUUGAAAAAAGUAAUGAUUUAAUACAGGUGAAAUGUUUACAAAUGAAAUGCGCUGAAAUGAAUGCAACUUCCGAAAAUGAACACUCGGAUUAUAGUGAUAUUAAAUGCGUUGGUAUCGUUCUCUUGACACACUUGUUGAAUUAUGCAAGAGAAUGUGAGAACAGUAAUUAAUGAGGGAGUCUAGACAGCGCAGGUGAUUGCAAGUUGGAGGACAGAGCAUGUUUUUGGUGGUUGCAGCCCUCUUCCACCCCUUUAUAUUAAUGUAUUAAUGUAUGGAAAUACACCCAGUGUAUACAGUAUAUGCAAAUGAGGCACAUAUACUUUUCUUUAUUUUAUCACAAAAUAUUUUUAGAAAAAUACCUGAUAUACUAAGAAAAUGUAUAUGAGUGUAUUAUAAGAAAGAUACAUUUUACAAUAACAAUUUUGAUGACCAUUGCCACACACGGGGUCAAAAACGCCAUCACAGCCCUCUGAGACAUCUAUGAAACCGAGUGAUGAUGUUUCAGAUGGUUACCUGUCUGGGCUAUGAUUGCCUAUCUGAGGUCCUUGGGGUUGACAGUGAGAUCAGAAAUCAACUCCUCCAUUUCUGUAAUUUCCUUUCCUCUUGUAGCCAGUGGGCCAGAGUGCAGGUGCAAUCAUCCUUCUCCUCCCCUCCUCCUCCGUCUUUCUCUCACUCCUGCUGCAGUCCUUUACUCUUCAAUAGCAGACAAUCGUUAAGCUCCGGCAGCCAUGGAAGUGAGAGGGGAAACUCUCCUCUCUUGGGUAGAGAGUGGAGAGAGGAAGGGCGGAGAGGCAUGGUAUCCAGGGAGCUGCAAGCUUAUGGAGAUGGAUGAAAGCAGUCAAGCGAAUCGCAGCCCACUACUCUAUUCUCCCAUGGUUGUAAAGGAUGACUGUGAUUGACAAUCUGUAGGGGCCUGGGUCUAGUACAGGGAGAGAUAGAUGACUUUCAGUGACCUGUCUCUGUCUCUGUGGGCGGGCACUCAAUGUGUGGGGUGGGAGGGUGCAGUCUGUGUGUGUGUGUGUGUUGGACAACUGAGGCUUCACAUACCUAGUUGAGCUUACUGGACACUAACCUUAAUUCCAUUUCAUGGUUGAGGUGAAAAUAAAGAUGAGGAAGCACUAGUGUUUUCCUGCCGAUUUACACGUUUUUCCCUUCUAUUUAUGUACAGUGUGGCGAACAAAGAAAAGCAAGAAUGGGAUUGUGUUCCAUUGACUACUACAGUGUAUUUGUUCUUACCCAACCCUAUUUCCCAUAAACUAAUACUUUCUGCAUUUUAUAUUUUCAUUAUCAAAUGUAUUGUAUUGUACUUUAAGGUAAUUGUCUUUUACGUUCAUCUCUAUUUAUUGUCUCUGUUUGUGUCUGAACCACGGCUAUAGCCCUAAAUAGAAUUGCCCCAAGGUGACAAAUAAAGUUGUUUGAAUUCAAUUGAAUUGUGUUCAUAAUGUGAACCUCUAACCUCCCCUCUCCUUGUCUCUACACCAGUGGCAGUCCAGAAGGUUGGUACAUGUAUGCAGACAGCUCCAACGGUGGUUACGGCCACACCACCGACCUGCAGACUCCUGUCAUCUCCUCCACUGGACCCCAGUGCACCUUGGGAUUCUGGUAUCACAUGAGCGGCUUCACUGUGGGAACCCUGCAGGUGAAUGAAUCCCAUAGAGCAGGGUUCUUCAAUUCCGGUCCUGGAGGGCCGAAACACUUCUGUUUUUUAGUUCUACCUGGUAGUUAAUUGCACUGACCUGGUGUCCCAGGUCUGAAUUAGCCCCUGAUUAGAAGGAGAGGAUGAAAAACAGAGGUGUUUCGGCCCUCCAGGACCGGAAUUGAAGAACCCUGCCAUAGAGUCUCUCAGAAGUAUCAUCAAGAAAAGGGAAAAUAAGGAGCGUUGCAUUGCUUCUGUGAGAAAUAUAUAAAUGGUAUCAAAAGGAUGCACAUAGGAAACUAGGGUCUAAAUAGACUGAGAACAAAAGAAGUUGUGGCUUAGGUAAAAAACAACAACGGUGAAACUAAAAGCCAGCAACAAAAAAACAAGGCACUUAUUUUGUAAUCUAAAUUUAAAAGCCUUUAUUAGAUUGUCAUACACUGAUGAAAACAUGUUUGUCGAAACUCGGUGGUGAUAUGCCAAUCUACUAUAGGCGUUUUAAUUUAGAUCACGAAAGGAGCGCCUUGUUUUGUUGUUGCAGACUUUAAGUUGGACAGUUUAAUUUUUUUACAUAAGCUUAAACUUAUUUUGUUCUCAGUCUCUCAAAAAUACUUUGCACCACAACAUACCAUAUGGUGAAUAAAAUACGUCUAAUGGCUAUGACAAUGUUUUUGAAAUCACAAAUCUGUGGUACGAUUGUGAGAUAUUAUGUAUUUCACAGGUGUUAUUGAAGUUUGGAAAUGUCACCCAUGAAGUGUGGUCCCAGACUGGUAACCAAGGAAACAAAUGGAGACGUGGAGAGGUGUUUCUCGGAAUUGGCCAUGAAUUCCAGGUCUGUCAAUCAUCUUGUCUCGGAGAGAACCAUGUCCAUAAAUCCAUCUGUCAUAGGUGUUGUGGAGUGAUUCAUGCUUUUACGUUUUUGUUUUGUGGACUCUUUUUUGGAGGGGGGAUCAUUUGCAAUUCAUGCUUGACUGUUACACUAAGAUGAUUUCGACUCACACUGCCACAGAUUGAUUGUUUGACUCUGUAAAGAGAAUUACUCACAUUUAUUUUAUAAAGCCCUUUUUACAUCAGCAUUUGCCACAAAGUGCUUUACAGAUACCCGGCCUAAACCCCAAAGAUCAAGCAAAGCAGAUGCAAAAGCACAGUGGCCAGGAAAAUCUCCCUAGACGGAAGUUAUCUAGGAAGAAACUGCAUGCUAUCACUACAUGCUAUCCAAUGGCUGAGUUCACCCUACCAGAAACAAGACAAAGACCUGACAUCAACAGUGAAAUAACAAUUUUAGCAACAAAUCCCCUGACCUUUGUACUGAUGUCCAUUAACCUUUGUCAAUCGGGCCCACUCAGAUCAGUCAUUCAGAUGGAGCAAUCAGUGUCUCAAGUGUCCUUUAGCACUGAAGCGGUGUGUUCAAGAGCAGCUUUCUCACCAUCACAGCUUCAGUGCCCUUUCUCUCUCCCACAAAGCACUUAAUCAGCCCAGGUCCUCUCUUUCAUGUGAAAUACAGGUAACUGCCAAGAUAAAGGAAACACCAACAUAAAGUGUCUUAAGGGUGUUGAGCCACCAAAACAGCUUCAAUGCGCCUUGGAAUAGAUUCUACAAGUGUCUGGAACUCCAUUGAAGGGAUGCAACACCAUUAUUCCACAAGGAAUUCCAUAAUUUGGUGUUUUGUUGAUGGUGGUGGAAAACACCGUCUCAGGUGUCUCUCUAGAAUCUCCCAUAAGUGUUCAAUUGGGUUGAGAUCUGGUGACUGAGACACAUACACACACCCUUUAAACCCCCUAUGCUCCUUUGAGACCCCUCUUUUAACGUCACUGAGAUCUCUUCUUCUAGCCAUGGUAGCCAAAAUAAUGGGUAACUGUGCAUUUUAUACAUGACCCUAAGCAUGAUGGGAUGUUUAAUUGCUUAAUUAAUUCAGAAAAUGCACUUGCUUUCAAUAUACUUUGUAAUCCUCAGCUACUCAAGUGUUUCCUUUAUUUUGGCAGUUACCUGUACAUGACUCAGCAAUCUGGAGGAUGAGCAGCUUGUGUAGUAUGCAGUUGGUGAUUUUGGGCAGCAUCCCAAAUGGCACCUUAUUCCCUGUAUAGUGCCCUUUUUUAAUUUUGUAUUUAACCUUUAUUUACAGUGGGGGAAAAAAGUAUUUAGUCAGCCACCAAUUGUGCAAGUUCUCCCACUUAAAAAGAUGAGAGAGGCCUGUAAUUUUCAUCAUAGGUACACGUCAACUAUGACAGACAAAUUGAGAAAAAAAUUUUUCCAGAAAAUCACAUUGUAGGAUUUUUAAUGAAUUUAUUUGCAAAUUAUGGUGGAAAAUAAGUAUUUGGUCACCUACAAACAAGCAAGAUUUCUGGCUCUCACAGACCUGUAACUUCUUCUUUAAGAGGCUCCUCUGUCCUCCACUCGUUACCUGUAUUAAUGGCACCUGUUUGAACUUGUUAUCAGUAUAAAAGACACCUGUCCACAACCUCAAACAGUCACACUCCAAACUCCACUAUGGCCAAGACCAAAGAGCUGUCAAAGGACACCAGAAACAAAAUUGUAGACCUGCACCAGGCUGGGAAGACUGAAUCUGCAAUAGGUAAGCAGCUUGGUUUGAAGAAAUCAACUGUGGGAGCAAUUAUUAGGAAAUGGAAGACAUACAAGACCAAUGAUAAUCUCCCUCGAUCUGGGGCUCCACGCAAGAUCUCACCCCGUGGGGUCAAAAUGAUCACAAGAACGGUGAGCAGAAAUCCCAGAACCACACGGGGGGACCUAGUGAAUGACCUGCAGAGAGCUGGGACCAAAGUAACAAAGCCUACAAUCAGUAACACACUACGCCGCCAGGGACUCAAAUCCUGCAGUGCCAGACGUGUCCCCCUGCUUAAGCCAGUACAUGUCCAGGCCCGUCUGAAGUUUGCUAGAGUGCAUUUGGAUGAUCCAGAAGAGGAUUGGGAGAAUGUCAUAUGGUCAGAUGAAACCAAAAUAUAACUUUUUGGUAAAAACUCAACUCGUCGUGUUUGGAGGACAAAGAAUGCUGAGUUGCAUCCAAAGAACACCAUACCUACUGUGAAGCAUGGGGGUGGAAACAUCAUGCUUUGGGGCUGUUUUUCUGCAAAGGGACCAAGACGACUGAUCCGUGUAAAGGAAAGAAUGAAUGGGGCCAUGUAUCGUGAGAUUUUGAGUGAAAACCUCCUUCCAUCAGCAAGGGCAUUGAAGAUGAAACGUGGCUGGGUCUUUCAGCAUGACAAUGAUCCCAAACACACCGCCCGGGCAAUGAAGGAGUGGCUUCGUAAGAAGCAUUUCAAGGUCCUGGAGUGGCCUAGCCAGUCUCCAGAUCUCAACCCCAUAGAAAAUCUUUGGAGGGAGUUGAAAGUCUGUGUUGCCCAGCGACAGCCCCAAAACAUCACUGCUCUAGAGGAGAUCUGCAUGGAGGAAUGGGCCAAAAUACCAGCAACAGUGUGUGAAAACCUUGUGAAGACUUACAGAAAACGUUUGACCUGUGUCAUUGCCAACAAAGGGUAUAUAACAAAGUAUUGAGAAACUUUUGUUAUUGACCAAAUACUUAUUUUCCACCAUAAUUUGCAAAUAAAUUCAUUAAAAAUCCUACAAUGUGAUUUUCUGGAUAUUUUUUUAUCAUUUUGUCUGUCAUAGUUGACGUGUACCUAUGAUGAAAAUUACAGGCCUCUCUCAUCUUUUUAAGUGGGAGAACUUGCACAAUUGGUGGCUGACUAAAUACUUUUUUCCCCACUGUAACUAGGCAAGCCAGUUAAGAACAAAUUCUUAUUUACAAUGACGGCCUACUUGUAAAGCCCCCCCAGCCAAACCCUCCCCUAACCCGGUGAUUGUGCGCCGCCCAAUGGGACACCCGAUCACAGCCAGUUGUGAUACAGCCCGGGAUCGAACCCAGGUCUGUAGUGACGCCUCUAGCACUGCGAUGCAGUGCCUUAGACCGCUGUGCUACUUCUUUUGACCAGGUAACAUUUGGGAUGCCUUGGUAUGUUGAGUUGAAUUGUGUUUAUGUAAUGUUUAGCCUUGCUUACCAGGAUUAUAGUGAAGAUGGCUGCGAACGAGACUAAUGACAUGUUAUUGUGAAUUUGCUCAUACGGUACUAGACAGUUUUGUUGAUUUUUAUAUGUUUGGGUAUUACAAGCAUUGAAAGACUUGGACAGAUGGCUGACUUCCAUCCUGUCCGUCAUUUAGGUGAUCUUCCAGGCCAAGCGGGGGAUCAGCUACAUGGGAGAUGUGGUGGUGGAUGACGUGACCUUCCAGAACUGCACCCCUCCCCUCAGCCCAGAGCAGCCGUGUGGGCCUGAGGAAUACACCUGCUCCAACGGACACUGCAUCCCCGAGGACAACCUGUGUGACUUCCUCAACCACUGUGGGGAUGGCUCCGACGAGGACCCCUAUAUCUGCAGUGAGUGAGAGACCCUUCGUCUGCCCGAUUGAUAAUAGUUCAUUAAAUAAUUUUGUAUGAUUACUGUGGUGGCAAUGGUGGUGUUUAUUAAUUGUACAUACAGCCUUUCGAGAGCUUAGGCCUAUAAGGUUCUAUCUGCAUUUUUGUCAAAAUUGAGUUAUUGACAGCCUUAUUCUGUUCAAUGUUGUCUACCUUUAUCCAACGGGUGGGUCUAAUCCUGAAUGCUGAUUGGUUAAAACCGCAUUCCAGUCGGUGUCUAUUCCACAAGUUACCACCGGCUAAAUCUAUGACGUUAAAAUGCCUAUUUACUCUGUUCCAUCUGACUGUGCAAUCCUCUGUCUCAUCAGCCCAGCCAGGCAAUUUAUAAACUUGAUCUCCAAUAUAAAAAGCAUCUAGACAUUAUCUCACAUUUCUUUUAGACUAACAUUUAGUUUUCAAAAGCAGAGAUUUGUAUAAACCUUGCUGUCUGUCUCUCCGACAUUUGCAACAUUGUUUCAAUAUUCAAAUUCGAUCUCCAGCUGUCCCAUAGUAAUGAACGUGUCCGGAGUCAGGACGAGACAGACAGGCAGCGUUUCUCAGCCAGUCGAAAUCAUGACUCAGCUGGUAUAAUUGUUAUGGAUAUACAGUUGAAGUCGAAAGUUUACAUACACUUAGGUUGGAGUCAUUAAAACUUGUUUUUCAACCACUCCACAAAUUUCUUGUUAACAAACUAUAGUUUUGGCAAGUCGGUUAGGACAUCUACUUUGUGCAUGACACAAGUAAUUGUUCCAACAAUUGUUUACAGACAGAUUAUUUCACUUAUAAUUCAUUGUAUCACAAUUCCAGUGGGUCAGAAGUUGACAUACACUAAGUUGACUGUGCCUUUAAACAGCUUGGAAAUUUCCAGAAAAUGAAGUCAUGGCUUUAGAAGCUUCUGAUAGGAUAAUUGACAUCAUUUGAGUCAAUUGGAGGUGUACCUGUGGAUGUAUUUCAAGGCCUACCUUCGAACUCAGUGCCUCUUUGCUUGACAUCAUGGGAAAAUCAAAAGGAGGAAUGGGCCAAAAUUCACCCAACUUAUUGUGGGAAGCUUCCCGAAACGUUUGACCCAAGUUAAAGGCAAUGCUACCAAAUACUUUUUUUUUGGUCAUUUAGCAGACACUCUUAUCCAGAGCGACUUACAGUUAGUGAGUGCAUACAUUAUUUUUUUUAAUUUUUCAUACUGGCCCCCCAUGGGAAUCGAACCCACAACCCUGGCGUUGCAAUCACCAUGCUCUACCAACUGAGCUACAUCCCUGCCUCCCCUACCCUGGACGACGCUGGGCCAAUUGUGCGCCACCCCAUGGGUCUCCCGGUCACGGCCAGCUACGACAGAGCCUGGAGUCGAACCAGGAUCUCUAGUGGCACAGCUAGCACUGCCUUAGACCACUGCGCCACUCGGGAGUAAACUUCUGACACACUGGGAAUGUGAUGAAAGAAAUAAAAACUGAAAUAAAUCAUUCUCUCUACUAUUAUUCUGACAUUUCACAUUCUUAAAAUAAAGUGGUGAUAAUAAUAAUAUGCCAUUUAGCAGACGCUUUUAUCCAAAGCGACUUACAGUCAUGCGUGCAUAAAUUUUUUGUGUAUGGGUGGUCACGGGGAUCGAACCCACUACCUUGGCGUUACAAGAGCCGUGCUCUACCAGCUGAGCUACAGAGGAAAUUCUGAAAAACUGAGUUUAAAUGUAUUUGGUUAAGGUGUAUGUAAACUUCCGACUUCAACUGUAUACAGAGAAAUGUCAAUUGAAAAAAGGUCAAACUAAACAAAGAGCAGCUAGUUUGCAGUCUUUCCAGCUUCAGUUUGAAGUGAUUGUGUUAGCUGUGUUAUUGGCUAGCUCCUCUGAACAACAGUGUCCUGACGAGUGAGCACAUUUUCUAUGCCAGGCGAAAUCACGCCUCAUUAGCUCUUUGUUAUGGAUGUAUCCAAAUAAAUGUCACUAGAAAACAGCUUAAACAAAUGCAAAUACGGCUACUUUGCUGUUAAUCUGUCUUUUCGACGUGACUGUAAAUUAGCCAUAGUUGGCUAGCUAGCAAGCAAGGGAUAAGAAUGUUGCCAGCCAGUAUGGUAAUGGCACAUUUAGAGCAAAUGACUGGGUCGCGUCCAUAGAUACAGAACAAAAAGACUGAACGACUGGGUCACGUCUCUAGCAACCAAACCGAUAGAACGAACGACCAGCCGGCUUGGGUAGCAACCCUAGAUUUGUGUCGGGACUAUAUAUUGUGGAAGGAUGAAAUAGUAUGAAUAAAUCCAUCAAAAUAAUAUUUUGAAUUAAAAUAUGUCAAUCAUUAUUUGGAUAUGUUGGUAACCCGUUGUAUAAAAGUGAUAAUGCCCUCGAAGCCAGUGUUUGGAGGAUAUAUUGGCAUGGUUUGCCUAACAACACCCAUGCCAAUAUAUCCUCCAAACACCGGCUUCUCUGGCAUUAUCACUUAAAUAUAGUACUCAUGUUGUUAAUUUCAAAAGAAAACAAGAUCAAAAUUGCUGACACCAUUCAAACCAACGAGUGUUCGGAACUUUAAAGCCAAUUAUCUCAGAAUCAUAUUUCUGCAGAUAGAACCUUAUGGUCCCAAGCUCUCGAUUUUACAAACAAUUUUACAUACAGCCAUGAGAAUUAUUAUGUUAGUCUGGUCUCCAUUCUAGCCACCUGGUUCUUACCAGCCACAGAAUGACAUGUGUCCCACUGGGCACAAACUGGUUGAAUCAACGUAAUUUGUGGAAUCUACGUGGAAAAUACAUUGGAUUUGAAAAAAGUUAUCAACUGUUGUUUUGAGGUUGAAAUUUCAACCACAGGAUUAUGUCAUCAUGAUAUCCACUAUCAGAAAAAAAACAAUAGGCUGGGCAGGACCUUCUUCUAGAGAAUGUAUCUAUCUACAGUUACCCUUUUGGUCUCCCAUCCAGGGUUUUAACCAAACCCAGCCCUGCUUAGCUAUGAUAUUUGUCACACUCACUGACCAUUACCAAUGUGCUAUCAUGAGAGUUAUUGUUGCAUAAUUGUGUUUGGGAGCAUAGAAUGUUUGGGGGCAUAAUUAGAGUGUGCAACUUUCUUUCUUUCUUUUUAUAGUUUACUCUCUUAGUCAGCACCUGUACAAAACAUUUUUGGGUGUGCGUCAGCUUAUGCCUUUUUGAAAGAUCUACACAAAACUAAAUAGAUUCACUGUUGCUAUGAAGGCAUUCCAAAGGGUAGGUUUAACAGAGCAAAUGAAAUGUGACCGUACUUUCUCACUCAUAUACUGUAUCAUCAAUGUUGCUAUUUAGGCCUAUAUAGCAUUUGCAAAGUCAUCAACAGAUAUUAUUUCAAUUCAACCCAGGAUUCAAUACAUAGGCCUAGUGUUCCAAAAAUGUAAUGAUAUUUAAGCAAUAAGGCCCGAGGGGGUGUGGUAUAUGGGCUGUUCUUAUGGAUACAGCCCUUAGCCAUGAUAUAUUGGCCUUAUACCACCAACCCAAGUGGUGCCUUAUUGCUAUUAUAAAAUGGUUACCAACGUAAUCAGAAAUGAAUGGGUGGUUCGAGCCCUGAAUGCUGAUUGGCUGACAGCCGUGGUAUAUCAGACCGUAUACCACGUGCCUAAGAACAGUCCUUAGCCGUGGUAUAUUGGCCAUAUACCACACCUCCUCGUGCCUUAUUGCUUAAAUAUACCACGGCUGUCAGCCAAUCAGCAUUCAGAGCUUGAACCACCAAGUUUAUAAUGCUUAUUAUACCAUGGCGUUGUUGAAUACUCGAUUCUGAUUGACUUGAAGGGUAUUCUAGAGCGUGCAUUAUUUCCCUAUAACGCACGGUAUAUCAGCACAAUAGAAUUCAAUGGCUAUAGUUCAUUCUUACAAGUUCUAUUUUUGAGCUGCUUUCGAAAGAAAAAGUUGAAUUGAAAACAUUAUUGGCAUUGUUGAAUUAGAUUUUCAUAAUAGCAAGCUAGGACUGAUGGUUUGGUUAGUUAAACUAGUCUGUUUGUUUGGUUACCGCGGCAACUACUGUAGCUAUCUAGUAAACUUGCUAGCUACUUCAGUUGAUGUUGAACACAUUCCUACCGGCAAAUAAACACAUUUCUAGUGGCAAAUGUGUUAAAUUAUAGCCAUGGUAUUGUUCCAUCUGUGCCACUGACUUAGUCUGGCUUUAAUUCCAGUUUUUCUACAAAUUAGAGAGAGAUGGAGAUGUCAAUCCAACAUAUCAAUUAUUAAUUUGUAGACAAACUGGAAUUAAAUCCAGACUAAGUCAGUGGCACAGAUGGAACUAUCCAAGCAGAAGAAAAAAUCUCCUUCAAAUGUUGAUAUUUGGUUGUGUUGACAACCAAACACAAUUCAUUAUCAUUUUUGAAAAAUAAUCAAUAGCCUAUUAACUUGUCAAAAAGUGAACAAAUGAUGUGUUGGAUUCACGUCUCCAACUUAACCAAAAAUAAGUUCAAGAAUGGGAUUAAUUCAGUGGCUCAGAUGGAACUAUCCAAGCAGUAGUUACAUCUCCUUUAAAAAUUGCUAUUUGGUUGUGUUGUCAACCUAACACAAUUCAAUAUUACUUUUGUUAUACAGUAAAUAGCCUAAAGUUAAGGCUAGCUAUCUUACAAACUAAUGUAACAUUCAACCUUAAAAUGAGUAACACAUCCAUGGCCACAUUUUGACCUUAAUGUACCUAUAAAUGUCUUCUUAUAUAAUUAUAUAAAGCGUGCAUGUCAUUGCAGGUCUGUGGAGAUCUUCACAAUUGCUGUAAUAAUCUGAGCAGAAUCUCGAAUGACAUUGAUCACUUGCACCAUGUAGCCUACUUUUUAAUGUAUUCUCAACUGCAUUCCAAGUCAUUUGGUUCUGCUAUUAGAUGAACCACAGUGAUAACACAUUAAUCUGUUGUAUAAAUAAACAAAAUAUAUGACAUUGUAUUCCCAUUUGAACUUUGCUGUGCUUUUAAAUGGUUAAAAGCACAGUGAUAUACAUUUGGGUGACAACUAAACCAAAUAUCAGACAUUGUUGUUCCAUUGGAAUUUGGUUGUGCUAUUAGAUUAGUCUCCCUAGGCAGACAGUUGCCUCCCACAAUGUAUACACUGCUCUUGUCUAGGGUCGGGUUUACGAGACUACUUUUAGAUAGUUCAAAGCAUAGUGAUAACACAUUGGAAAUUCAAAUAACUUUAGGCUGUCUUUUGGAGUGAGCUCCAAAAGUAUUUGGACAGUGAUUAUUUUUGUUGUUGUUUGGGCUAUGUACUCCAGCACUUUGGAUUUGAAAUGAUACAAUGACUGUGAGGUUAAAGUGCAGACUGUCAGCUUUCAUUUGAGCAGUAGCAGUGUGUGGGUAAAAUCACUGAGGAAGCCAAGCCAGUAAAAAAGCCAUAUUACAACCUACAAUAUGUUGUGAUAAUUGCGUUGUUUUCUAUAUAACCCAUUAGUUCAUACGCCACGUGGUAUUCAAUAAGGCAUUGACAACAAAAAGAUAACAGUCACACAGUGGCGGAAUACAUUUAACUACACAUUUGUUUGUUUCAUCACAAACUAGAGAGCAACAUCUGUCAGUUGAAGUAUUGCAUGUAACACAGUUAUAUAAUCUGCAGCAUGGUCAAGCAAGUUAAUGUUUUCAAAGGUUUACUAAACAACUACUGAUUUAGAACCACAGAGUUACCACAAGUCAACACAAAGACAACAGGAGAACUGCCUCCGCUAUUCCAGCACCAAUUCAACUUAAAGAUUUAAACAUCAUCAAAUCAACAAGGCUAUUUAUGCUUAGUUUAAUACACUGAAAACAAACUUAAAGAUACCGAAAACUAUUUAGUCCAAUCAAUGUUGCUUAAUAUCAUGUGGCUGUCCAUGCGACUGAUUUCUCUGUGUGUGUGUGUGUGUGCGCGCACAAGUAAAACAUUUUUUUACUCACCCUACUUGUAGACUAGUUGAAUGCCAAUGCCAUCCUCCUCUCUUUCAUGUUGGCAAAACUGUCUAUGGUCUGUCAUACAGUACACCUUUAGUUUUGGUUGUCAUAGGCUACCUAGCUAAAAUGCUUGCUAGCCUAACUUCCUCACAUGGGCAACAAUGAACCAGCUAAGUUAGCUAGCUAGUUAACAUGAGCCUACUAGGCUAAAUCUAGGCUACAUACUGAACUUCAAUCGUCACAGGCCAGUGGCACAAAAUAUUAAUAUAUGGUUCGAUCAGAAUCACCGUCAUAAUCAUUGGCCUGUACAGAGAAUUAAGUCAAAACCACAAGUCCAAAUCCCCAUCUCCAUCCAUGUCAUCAACACAAGCAUACCAGAAACAAGUUUUUCUGAAAAUUAUGUUUUGCUUAGGAAGUGAUUUGAUUGGUGUUGUCACGCUCAUUGAUGAACGGGUCAGACCAAGGCGCAGCGUGAUAUGCAAACAUGUUUAUUACACGAAUGAACACACGACAAAACAAUAAACUAACGACACGUGAAGUCCUACGGUAACACAACAAACCUUAUACAGAACAAGAUCCCACAACCCACUAGUGCCAAUAGGCUGCCUAAGUAUGGUCCCCAAUCAGAGACAACGAGCGACAGCUGCCUCUGAUUGGGAACCACACCGGCCAACAUAGAUCUAGACAUACUAGACUUACAACAUAGACCUACACCACAUAGAAAAUUCACACCCUGACUCAACAAAUAAGAGUCCCCAGAGUCAGGGCGUGACAGUACCCCCCCCCCCAAAGGUGCGGACUCCGACCGCACAACCUUUACUUAACAGGGUAGGGGCCGGGUGGGCAUUCCGCCUCGGAGGCGGAUCCGGCUCCGGGCGUGACAACCACCUAUUCUCCGCCUCCCUGUUGCCCCCCUGGUCUGGUCUGGACCUCGGCGCGCUGCUUCCCCUCUCCUUCCUCCCACUAUACUCCAAGCCCUGUCUGGACCCUGGUGUGGGAGACCCCGAACCUGGAGAGGGGCUGACGUCUGGGUCUGGACUGGAGCCGCUGACCGGAGCUGGACCGGGCACCGGUGGAGCGGACUGCUCAGGCUCCGGACUGGAGCCGCUGACCGGAUCUGGACUGGACCCCGGUGGAGCGGACUGCUCUGGCUCCGGAGUGGAGCCGCUGACCGGAGCUGGAUCAGGCACCGGUGGAGCGGACUGCUCUGGCUCCGGAGUGGAGCCGCUGACCGGAGCUGGACUAGACCCCGGUGGAGUGGACUACUCUGGCUCUGGAGUGGAGCAGCUGACCGGAGCUGGAUCAGGCACCGGUGGAGCGGACUUCUCUGGCUCCGGACUGGAGCAGCUUACCGGAGCUGGAUCAGGCACUGGUGGAGCGGACUGCUCUGGCUCCGGACUGGAGCAGCUGACCGGAGCUGGAUCAGGCACUGGUGGAGCGGACUGCUCUGGCUCCGGACUGGAGCUGCUGACUGGUGCCGGACCAGACACCGGUGGAACGGGCACGGGCGUGCCGGACUGGACACACUCACCACUGGUCUGGUGCGAGGAGCAGGCACGGGCCGAACCGGACUAGGAACAUGCACCACUGGCUUAGUGCGAGGAGCAGGAACAGGCCGGGCCGGGCUGGCGACACGCACCACUGGCUUGGUGCGAGGGGCAGGAACAGGCCGGGCCAGGCUGGCGACGCGCACCACUGGCUUGGUGCGAGGGGCAGGAACAGGCCGGGCCGGGCUGGCGGCGCGCACCACUGGCUUGGUGCGAGGAGCAGGAACAGGACGGGCCGGGCUGGCGACGCGCACCACUGACUUGAUGCGAGGGACAGGAACAGGCCGGGCCGGACUGGCGACGCGCACCACUGGCUUGGUGCGAGGGGCAGGAACAGGCCGGGCCGGGCUGGCGACGCGCACCACUGGCUUGGUGCGAGGAGCAGGAACGGGCCGGGCCGGGCUGGCGACGCGCACCACUGGCUUGGUGCGAGGAGCAGGAACGGGCCGGGCCGGGCUGGCGACGCGCACCACUGGCUUGGUGCGAGGAGCAGGAACGGGCCGGACCGGACUGCGAAGGCGGACUGGAGGUCUGGAGCGGAGAGUUGGCACAACCCGUCCUGGCUGGCUACCCACUUUCGCACUACACGUGCGGGGCGCUGGCACAGGACGCACUGGGCUGUGCAUGCGUACUGGCGAUACAGCUCGUAGAACUGGCGCAGGAUAUGCGGGACCGAGGAGGUGUACUGGAGACCAGGAGCGUUGAGCCGGCACACCCCGUCCUGGCUGGAUGCCCAUCUUCGCACGGCACGUGCGUGGUGCAAGCACAGGACGUACAGGACUGUGCCGGCGCACUGGCGACACAGUACAUAGCUCCACAUAACACGGAGCUUGCCCAGUCAUAUGCCUUCUCGCGUGAGUACGGGGAGUUGGCUCUGCUCUAACCCUAGGCUCCGCCAACCACCCCGUGUGCCCCCCAAAAAAAUUAUCUUGGGGCUGCCUCUCGGGCUUCCUCCUUGACCGGCCUCCUCCGUGUUGCCGUUGCUCCUCUCCUGCCUGGGCAUCUACCUUAGCCCAUGGUCCUUUCCCCGCAAAUAUCUCUUCCCAUGACCACAACUUACCCACCUGUGACAUGGCCCUUCGCUCCGCCUGGGCACGCUGCUUGGUCCUCGUUUGGUGGGAUCUUCUGUCACGCUCGUUGAUGAACGGGUCAGACCAAGGCGCAGCGUGAUAUGCAAACAUGUUUAUUACACGAAUGAACACACGACAAAACAAUAAACUAACCUUAUACAGAACAAGAUCCCACAACCCACUAGUGCCAAUAGGCUGCCUAAGUAUGGUCCCCAAUCAGAGACAAUGAGCGACAGCUGCCUCUGAUUGGGAACCACACCGGCCAACAUAGAUCUAGACAUACUAGACUUACAACAUAGACCUACACCACAUAGAAAAUACACACCCUGACUCAACAAAUAAGAGUCCCCAGAGUCAGGGCGUGACAGGUGUGAAGCCAAAUCCAAACUGGCCUACCUUGGGGGGCGUUUUGCUGCACCAGGACAACCCACAGUUGAGCUCAACUCAACACUGAUUGGCUAAUUCUUUUAGAAUUUCUUUAUCAAGGGAGGCCAAAUGCUUGCUGGCAUCAAUCAAUCAAACGCUACAGCGGCAACAUGUUAUACUCUUCUGGUCCAGACAGCAUCAGAUACAUGGGCUACACAUACUGAGACAGAGGGGCGCUGUUUCCCUCGCUCUGAUGAUUUCUCCGGUGAGAUUCAACCACUUGCGAAUUAAAAUAAAAUUAUGAAAACAGAGAGAGAGAGACGAAAGAUACAUUAUUUUAUCAUUUCACAUUUUGUAUUGGUUAAAUAGCAUGUAGAAGUGUUUAGAAAACAUAUUCUCUCCCUAUUUACAAUAAAAGUGAAUCCAAAAUGAUACAAUACAUUAUUUACCGUUCAUUUCUAUUGGGCACAAAAUUAUCUGAAACACAACCAAAACAAACAGCAAAUGCAUCCAACAUGUUUGUAGAGUGACAAGCUUGAUGCAAUCAUUGCGUGCUAGGAAUAUGGGACCAAAUACUAAACUUUUGACUACUUUAAUAUACAUAAGUGAAUUUGUCUGAAUACUUUUGGUCCCCUAAAAUGGGGGGACUAUGUACAAAAAGUGCUGUAAUUUGUAAACGGUUCACCUGAUAUGGAUGAAAAUACCCUAAAAAUAAAGCUGACAGUCUGCACUUUAGCCUCACAGUCAUUGUCGUUUCAAAUCCAAAGUGCUGGAGUACAGAGCCAAAACAACAAAAUAUAUGUCACUGUCCCAAUACUUUUGGAGCUCACUGUUGGUUGUAAUCUCAUUGAUCAACGUCUCAACCAAAUAUUAAUCAAUUAUCCACGUUGAAAUGAUGUGAUGUGCCAAGUGGGGAAGUUCUUUAUAAGCCCACAGUAUGUAAUGGUAAGUAUACUAAUGACUAAUUCAUCUCUCUCUCUCUCUCUCUCUCUCUCUCUCUCUCUCUCUCUCUCUCUCUCUCUCUCUCUUUCUCUUACAGAGGGCUUCAGCGGACACUGCAACUUUGAGUUUGACCUCUGCUCCUGGCGCCAGUGCCAGCAGGACAAUUUCGAUUGGCUUAUCAAAGCGGGUAGCACACCGACUGCUGGCACAGGGCCAUCUACUGACCACACCCUACGGGAUCCGUCUGGCCACUACCUCUAUGUGGAGAGCUCUUUCCCUCAGGCAACUGGAGACGCCGCCCGAAUCUCAGGACCCCUCCUCAGCCGCAGGAGCAAGCAGUGCAAGGUCAGGCAAAGGUCAAGGUCAGGGCAGAGACUGUAGAUAACAGUUCGGAAGCCAUGUGGGUGUUACUGGGUUGAAAUAAAAGGGUCAUCUGAUCAGUACAUGGACACAAUGGUUGGUCCUGGUCGGUACCUGGAUGGGAGACCAGGUGGUGUUGGAGGGCCAGUAGGAGGCACUCUUUCCUCUGGUCUAAAAAAUAAAUAUCCCAAUGCCCCAGGGCAGUGAUGGGGGACAUUGCCCUGUGUAGGGUACCUUCUUCCGGAUUAGACGUUAAACGAGUGUCCUGACUCUCAAUGGUCACUAAACAUCCCAUGGCACUUAUCGUAAGACUAGGGGUGUUAAGUCCGGUGUCCUGGCAAAAUUCCCAAUCUGGCCAUCAUACCAUCAUGGCCACUUAAUUAUCCGCAACUUCCAAUUGUCUCAUUCAUCCUCCCUCCUCGCCCCUCUAACUAUUCCCCAGGUCGCUGCUGUAAAUGAGAAUCUGUUCUCAGUCAAUUUAUCUGGUAAAAUAAGGGAUAAAUAUACAAAGGGUCCAUAAGUCCCGUGUAGCUCAGUUGGUAGAGCAUGGCGCUUGCAAUGCCAGGGUUGUGGGUUUGAUUCCCACAGGGGACCAGUAUGAAAAUAUAUGCACUCACUAACUGUAAAUCGCUCUAGAUAAGAGCGUCUGCUAAAUGACUAAAAUGUAAAAAAAUAAGUGUGGGUUAUAAGGUGUGUAAUGAUUUGGUUUAUUUGCUUUAAAGUCAAUUCAGUGUGGAGGUGUAAUCCACCAUACAAACCUACAGACAGAUUAAGGGAGGAGGUUUAGGUAGAUUAUGAAGUAGAAUUGGGGGAAUAUGUGUAAAUGGCUGGGUCAGUCAGUAUCUCCUCCCUUUGUGUGUGAUGAGAUCAGCCAGUGAAGUGGUUGAGUCCAGGGGCCAUCUCGCUUCUCUCUCUGACUGAGCUCACCUCAGUCAGUGUGUCUGAGGCCAGCCUUCUUAUUGACUGCCUCGUCUGUAUGGCACUGUGUCUGUCUCAUCCCGGGCCGGACCUGUCAAUCAAUCACACGCAGCUGACAAGCACCAAUUAAAUGGAGCGAAUAGAGGAGGGGAAGAGAGGGAGGAGAGAAGAAGCGGUAGUUCAGUCUUCUCUCCUGAGAGUAGGGCUUUUCACUGCAUCCCCCCUCCCUCUGCAUCUAGUUGCAUUUGGUAGAAAACCCCUGUAGAACUCCUUAGCACUGCGUUUGAGUGGCGGACUUCGUGGGCUAGCCAUAAUGAACAGGGGAAAUGGAAGGAAAUGAAAGGAGCUACGGAGAUGACCGUUUUCAUUCACAACAAAUGACCUUUGUAUAUAGACCUCUUGCUUUGCUUUCAUGGUCUGCAGUGAGGUGAAAAUAAUGUUCAUAAUAAGAGUGUUGCAGUGAAAAGUCAAUGGUAAAGCAGAAAGCAUGAGUCUCAGGUGCUUGUUACUUUGUUCAGACUUACUGAAUAUCAUUUACAGGACCAAGUCAGGGGUAUUUCAACUUCACUCUAAUGAGAAGAGAAAAGUCUGUCAAUGCUUAAAUAUCAUGGUAUUUCUCAGACUGUCUAUGCUUAGCCAACUAGAAAUUUGAUGGUACGGAUGGUGGUAUUUUAAGAUGACGAGUUAGUUAAACCAAUUAAACUUGGUUACACUUGCAUGACUUCACUAUGUUUGUCACUUUCCCUUGUGUGUCCCUUCCCUUCUCCAGAUCCGCUUCUACCUGCACAUGUCUGGAGACGGCCUCGGAACACUGAACGUGUUCCAGGUCACCAGCUCCUCAGGUCACCAGCUCCUCCUCAACCUGACUGGAGACCAGGGAAACUACUGGCAGAGGAGGGACAUCCAGCUGACCUCUCAGGAAGACUUCCGGGUCACCUUCGAGGGCAAGGUUAUGAACAUUUUAUUGAAUUCUUGUGACUUGUGUUCAUCUUGUACAUAUCUGGUAUAGCAUUUGUAUCUGUGAAUGUUGCUGUUACAGUGCCGUGAAAAAGUAUUUGCCCCCAUUUCUGAUUUUCUCUAUUUUUGCAUAUUUUUGAUACUGAAUGUUAUCAGAUCUUCAACCAAAACCUAAUAUUAACUAAAGGGAACCUGAGUUUACAAAUAAAUAAAUACAAAUAUACUUUAUUUGUUUAAUUAACAAAGUUAUGUAACACCCAAUUCCCCUGUGUGAAAAAGUAAUUGCCCCCUUACACUCAAUAACUGGUUGUACCACCUUUAGCUGCAAUGACUGCAACCAAAUACUUCCUGUAGUUGUUGAUCAGUCUCUCACAUCGCUGUGGAGGAAUUUUGGCCCGCUCUUGCAUGCAGAACUGCUUUAUCUCAGCGACAUUUGUAGGUUUUCAAGCAUGAACUGCUAGUUUCAAGUCCUGCCACAACAUCUCAAUUGGGAUUAGGUCUGGACUUUGACUAGGCCAUUCCAAAACUUCAAAUGUGUUGCUUUUUAGCCAUUUUCAUGUAGACUUCAUUGUGUUUUGGAUCAUUGUCUUGCUGCAUGACCCAGCUGCGAUUCAGCUCACAGACAGAUGACCUGACAUUCUCCUGUAGAAUUCUCUGAUACAGAGCAGAAUUCAUGGUUCCUUCCUAAGGGUAGUCGUCCAGGUCCUGAGGCAGAAAAGCAUCCCCAAACCAUCACACUACCACCACCAUGCUUGACUGUUGGUAUGAGGUUCUUGCUGUGGAAUUAAGUGUUUGGUUUUCGCCAGGCAUAAUAGAACCCAUGUCGUCCAAAAAGUUUACUCAGGUUUGCCAAAAAGCACCUGGAAGCACCUGGAUGAUCAUCAAUACUUUUGGAAGAAUGUUCUAUGGACAGAUAAUUCAAAAGUAUAACUUUUUGGAUGAUAUGGGUCCCAUUUAUGCCUGACGAAAACCAAACACUGCAUUCAAAAGUAAGAACCCCAUACCAACGGUCAAGCAUGGUGAUGGUAGUGUGAUGGUUUGGGGAUGCUUUGCUGCCUCAAGACCUUUCGCCCCCAUUCUCAUCGACGGGGCUGUAGUGGAACAGGUUGAGAGCUUCAAGUUCCUUGGUGUCCACAUCACCAACGAACUAUCAUGGUCCAAACACACCAAGACAGUCGUGAAGAGGGCACGACAAAGCCUAUUCCCCCUCAGGAGACUAAAAAGAUUUGGCAUGGGUCCUCAGAUCCUCAAAAAAUUCUACAGCUGCACCAUCGAGAGCAUCCUGACUGGUUGCAUCACCGCCUGGUAUGGCAACUGCUUGGCCUCUGACCGCAAGGCACUACAGAGGGUAGUGCGUACGGCCCAGUACAUCACAGGGGCAAAGCUCCCUGCCAUCCAGGACCUCUAUACCAGGCGGUGUCAGAGGAAGGCCCUCAAAAUUGUCAAAGACUCCAGUCACCCUAGUCAUAGACUGUUCUCUCUGCUACCGCACGGCAAGCGGUACCGGAGUGCCAAGUCUAGGUCCAAAAGACUUCUCAACAGCUUCUACCCCCAAGCCAUAAGACUCCUGAACAGCUAAUCAUGGCUACCCGGACUAUUUGCACUGCCCCCACCCACAUAUUUUACCUGCUGCUACUCUUAAGUAUUUAUGCAAGUCACUUUACUCUACCCACAUGUACAUAUUACCUCAACUACCUCAACCAGCGGUGCCCGCACAUUGACUAUGCAACGUACCCCCUGUUUUAUAGCCUCCCUACUGUCACUUAUUCUAUUGUAUAUAUAGCCUCCCUACUGUCACUUUAUUUUUACUUCUGCUCUUUUUUCUCAACACUUUUUUGUUGUUGUUUUAUUCUUACUUUUGUUUUUAAAAUAAAACUGUUGGUUGGGCUGUAAGUAAGCAUUUCACUGUAAUGUCUACCUGUUGUAUUCGGCGCUGUGACCAAUAAAAUUUGAUUUGAUUUGAUUGAUUUGAUUUGAUGACUUGCCUUAAUAGAAGGAACCAUUAAUUAUUCUCUAUAUCAGAGAGUUCAGGCCAUCUGUCUGUGAGCUGGAGCUAAAAGUGCAGCUGGGUCAUGCAGCAAGACAAUGAUCCAAAACACACAAUCAAGUCUAAAUGAAAAUGGGUAAAAGCAAUACAUUUUAAGUUUUGGAAUGGCCUAGUCAAAGUCCAGACCUAAUCCCAAUUGAGAUGUUGUGGCAGGAUUUAAAACGAGCAGUUCAUGCUUGAAAGCCCACAAGUGUCCCUGAGUUACAGCAGUUCUGCAUGGAAGAGUGGGCCAAAAUUCCUCCACAGCGACAUGAGAGACUGAUCAACAACUACAUGAGAAACUGAUCAACAACUACAGGAAGCGAUUGGUUGGAGUCAUUGCAGCUAAAGGUGGCACAACCAGUUAUUGAGUGUAAGGGGGCAAUUACUUUAACACACAGGGGCACUGGGUGUUGCAUAACUUUGUUUAUUAAAUAAAUGAAAUAAGUAAGUAAUUGUUGUGUUAUUUGUUCACUCAGGUUCCCUUUAUCUAAUAUUAGGUUUUGGUGGAAGAUCUGAUAACAUUCAGUAUCAAAAAUAUGCAAAAGUAGAGAAAAUUAGAAAGGGGGCAAACACUUUUUUACGGCACUGUAUAUGUUUACUAUCUUUAUCUUAUCUGACUUGCCAUAACUAAUGUUCCCUCUGGAACAAUUAUGUUAUUCUAUUCUAUCCUAAGGUGGGCCGCAGUGCCAAGGGGGACAUCUGUCUGGAUGACAUCACCUUCUCACCAGGCUGCCUGCUCUCGUCUACGUCAGAAGCAUUGGAGACUCCACCCCCAUCAGGUAUGAUGUCAUGAUGUCACUCAGGGUAAAUCUCAAUAGUCUUAAGUGACCUCCUCGUCUCCUUGUUUUCUCUCCUUCAUAAUAGUCUGAAAACCUACCCACUGGGAAUUGACUUUAGCCUGUUCAGUUCUUUCGCAUUAGUGCAGAUGAUGGAAAGAAGGAAAAUAAAGAACUUUGGGAGACCAUUGGAACUUAGUUUGCAUCCUAAAUGGCACUCUGUUCCCUAUUUGGUGCACUAAUUUUGGCCAGUUGGCUCUGGUCCAAAGUAGUGCAUUAUUUAGGGAAUAGGGUUUCAUUUGAGACGUUAGUCAUGGUUUUGCGGGCAUAAAUGACUGAGUGAACCAAGCGUUAUCAGUCAGCGUAUAAAGACCGGCUUGGUGUCCAUUCAGAUGAUUGUACGUUUCCUCUGCAUUCUUCCUGUUCUUUACGAGCCAACCUUUGAGAGACGAGAGAAAGGGACUACAACGUGAACUGAUUUAGCGCCAUUGUCACCGUUGUGCAUAGCAGCUAUAAUUGCCCUUUCUAAUUUAUAGCUUUACUAUUGUAUUGGGUGCCGGAGAGGAAGAGAGGAGAGGACAGGGAGAGAAGAGGGGAUGGGGAAGGCUUUGUGUGUGGCCUCUUUAAGGGACCCCUAGUGAUCUGCUGGGCUGGACUAUAGGGGCCUUAAACACAAUAGUCCUGUUGUGUGCUUCUUUAUAUAUCUCUCUCUUUCUCUCUCUCUCUGACUUACUCACAGCCAUGAAUGUGUAUGAGAAUGCAACCUAGCAUGCUGUGAGUCUGCCAACAGGCAGGGGCAUUAAUUAGUCAUCACAUGGCUUUAAUGGAGUCUUAGCCAAGUGGUAGUCAGUGGGAGUCAGUGGGAGUCAAUGUGAAUAUGAGGAUGUUGGUAAUGAUAUGUUGAUAUCCAGCUUGCUCUCACACUGCCCAUCACUAUUCCUUGAGAGCUAAAAUCCUGUAGGUUUUCACUCUAACCCUAGCAAAACAACUAACCUGUUUUACCAACUAGCUAAUUAUUAGAAUCAGGUGUGCUAGAUUAGGAUUUGAGUGAAAACCUACAGGACGGUAUCUCUCCAGGAACAGGGUUGGGCAGCCCUGACAUAGGGAAUAGGCUAUAAUUUGGGACAUGUUCCAUGUCCCUAGCCAAAAUGACAUCUUUAGCGAUGACCCCAAGAGGAACUGGCCAGGAUCCAUCUGUCCCGACCCAUCGUUUAAGAAACGCUGCAAUGGAGAGAAAGACCUAUGCCAAAAUGGCUUUGACGGACAUAGUUGAGAAAAUGGUUGUCUUUUCUCUUACAUUAAAUAUAAAUUUGGCCAGAACAAUGGCAGUAUACUUAGUCCUCUCACUGGACAUUUUAUGUUAAACACAUAUAUUAUAUUCCUUGGUCAUUGAUUGCACUGGAAAGGGAGUACGGACUGUUAAUAUAGUCAGAAUAACACAAUGUAGUCAAAUGCCUAAUAAAACAAAAUUAGAUACAAACAACAGAGGAGGGGAAGAUCUAAGGGAGCGAUACAGAUGGUUUGUGUACUUGCAUUAGAAGACGAGGCCACUCGUCCUUCCACUAUCAUUACCCCAACAUUAUUAUUCCAUUUGGAAUGAGUCAAUCACAAGGACGGCAGCCCCACAAUCUCCUAGAUCAAUGACAAAAUCAAAUCUGAUCAACAGUCGUGUUGUUCACCAGGCAAGCAAGGUCGACCUGAAUUUCGCUCUUCUUCCUUUUUAAUCAAUUUUCUAUGAUGAAUGAAAUGCGGCUGAACUUGUUUUCGUUCUUUCUCCUCUCCCCCCUUCUUCAGAAAGAAAGUGAUAGCAUCAGAAAACACUUUAGCAAUUCUCUCAGAUAAAUCAAGCUUAAAUCAAGCUCAUAUGUAGAAUUCAUGCCUUUUAUGAGAUGCUACUGUAUGGAUGUCUCCCAAAUGGCACUCUAUUCCCUAUAUAGUGUACUAUUUUUGAUCAGGACCAUAUGGGCCCUAUGGUGCCAUUGAAUAUGUAGCUUAUGAUGUAUAAUGGUAUGUAAAAAACCUAACGACCGUGGACUAAUCAUAUCAAAGGCGGUGGAGAACAGGCCUGUUGUUGAGGAGGACAGGGAGAUGAAAGACAUUCUAUUCAGAUGAGAGGGAAUGAUGGAAAGCCAUGUAGGACAAGUAUAAUCAGACAGCAGUGUGACGGCACCUGAUACAAGAAGAGAGUCAUUACUGUAACAGGUCAUUACCGUAACAUUGUUGACAGUUUGGAUGUGGUUGCUCUGUGAUGGUAUUGAGUAACACACAACCCACCAAAAAAUAAACACAGAUUCCACAGAUUCUUCUACUCCCCAAUCCACCAGGGGACAAUGUCCUACCCAGGGUGAGUAUAUGGAGUUGAAGGGCAGUGGGUCAUUACUGUACCAGUAGAGGCUGCUGAGGGGAGGACGGCUCAUAAUAAUGGCUAGAAUGGAGUGAAUGGAAUGGUAUCAAACCAUGUGUUUGAUGUAUUUGAUACCAUUCCACUGAUUCCGCUCCAGCGAUUACCACGAGCCCGUUCUACCCAAUUAAAGUGCCACCAACCUCCUGUGCUGUGUACGGUGUCUAUAUUAGCACAGCUUAAGUGGAAAGUGGGGUAGGCACUAGGCAGGGUGAAGAAGGUGGUCAGCUUAUCAGUAAAAACAAAUAAAUUAGAUCCACUUUUAAUGUACAGGCUCCUGAGCUAUCAUAUCCCAUAAUGAUCAUCAUAUAAAAGUCCAUUAAUCCUCGGUUUAAUCUGCACUAACAUUCAGUCUUUGAUGCAGAGGGUGGGAGAGAUGGAGGUAGAGGUAAAUUGGGGAAUAAACUAGAGGCUGGCUUUGCUGUUAUGAUGGAAGAUAUUAGACCUGGGAUCAAAAACUAUUUGAAAUCUUUCAAAUACUUUGAGCAUUUGCUCUAUCCUGCUUGGAGUGCUAAGUGGGCAGGGUUUGCAGUUUUGGGACUAUUCUGUUUGGUCCAUUAAGCCAGGCAAACUCAAUCAAGCACAUAUACAUAUGUUAUAAUGAUUUCAUACCAUUUGAAACCAGCUAUUUACAAAGGCAGAAACAACUUUCAACACUUGAAAUGACUUGAAUGUAUGGAAAUGAUUGACCAUCACGGUAGACCAAACUCUUUCUUCGUUACCUUUGAGAGGAGCAAUGGCUUCCUGUUUUUCCAUAUCCAUGGAUGGUCCCAAAUUGCACCCUGUUCCCUUUAUGGUGUCCUACUAUUGACUGUAGGGCUCUGGUCAAAAGUAGUGCACUAUAUAGGGAAUAGGGUGCCAUUUGGGAUGUAUUUCAAAUCAAAUCAAAUUGUAUUGGUCACAUACACGUGUUUAGCAGAUGUUAUUGCAGGUGUAACAAAAUGCUUGUGCUUCUAGCUCUGACAGUGCAGUAAUAUCUAACAAGUAAUAUCUAACAAUUUCACAACAUAUACCCAAUACACACAAAUCUAAGUAAGGAAUUAAUUAAGAAUAUAUACAUUUACUGUAUGGACGAGUGAUGUCAGAGCGGCAUGGACUAAGAUACAGUAGAAUAGUAUAGAAUACAGUAUAUACAUAUGAUAUGAGUAAUGCAAGAUAUGUAAACAUUAUUAAAGUGGCUAGUGUUCAAUUUCUUAAAGUGCCAGUGAUUUCUAGUCUAUGUCUAUAGGCAGCAGCCUCUAAUGUGCUAGUGAUGGCUGUUUAACAGUCUGAUGGUCUUGAAAUAGAAGCUGUUUUUCAGUCUCUCGGUCCAAGCUUUGAUGCACCUGUACUGACCUCGCCUUCUGGACAAUAGCGGGGUGAACAGGCAGUGGCCGGGUGGUUGAUGUCUUUGAUGAUCCUUUUGGCCUUCCUGUGACAUCGGGUGCUGUAGGUGUCCUGGAGUGAGGGUAGUUUGCCCCCGGUAAUGGGUUGUGCAGACCGCACCACCCUCUGGAGAGCCUUGCGGUUGUGGGUGGUGCUGUUGCCGUACCAGGCUGUGAAACAGCCCGACAGAAUGCUCUCAAUUGUGCAUCUGUAAAAGUUAAUGAGGGUUUUAGGUGCCAAGCCAAAUUUAUUUAGCCUCCUGAGGUUGAAGAGGCUCUGUUGCGCCUUCUUUACCACACUGUCUGUGUGGGUGGUCCGUUUCAUUUUGUCAGUGAUGUGUAUUUGUUUUAUUUUUUAUAUUUUUUUUACUUUAUUUAACUAGGCAAGUCAGUUAAGAACCAAUUCUUAUUUACAAUGACGGCCUACACCGGCCAAACCCGGACAACACUGGGCCAAUUGUGCGCCAAUUGUGUAUGCCAAGGAACUUGAAGCUUUCCACCUUCUCCACUGCGGUCCCGUCGAUGUGGAUAGGGGCGUGCACCCUCUGCUGUUUCCUGAAGUCCACGAUCAUCUCCUUUGUUUUGUACUACUGUGGUGGUAUCAUAUUCCUUCUGGUACUGUGCACCUGAAGAAGUGGAACAAAAGAUUAGAGGGGAUUUAUCCCGCUUUCUUUGCUUUAAUUACUGGGACCACCCCUCUUCAUCACGCAUCAUCACGCCUCUCUAAUACUCCAAAACCCCAAGUCUGACACCACUGGAAUGCCUGGCUCCUAUACAGCCCAAAUUCCAGCCCCACAUCCCCUCUCCUCAGCCCUCUACUCCCCCUUCUUCUGAUACAAUGCCUUACUGCUCCCCUCCUUUGUCCUCCUAAGCCACUGACUGAAAGAGAGGCUAAUGUAUCAUUCAGAUCGUCUGCUUGUUUGGCUUACUUUUUAUAUACAAUUUGAAUUCUUGGCCUUUUAGGUCUCUUUGCUUGUUUUGCGAUUUUAGGAUCAGCUUUGCCUUUUAGAUCACAAUUAAUAACAAUACAUGGACAAAGUGGGAACUGAUCCUAGAUCAGCACUCCUACUCUGAGAAACUAGAUGUUAUUAGCCCUACAUUAUGAAGGUAAAGUUUUGAUCAUGCAGAGAAGAUCUUACCAUCUCAAUAUCAGCAUUAUCCAAAAGCACCUUCCUCUUUAUUGGCACCUUGGGCCUUUUUAUCUAGUCUGCGUGUGUGUGUGCCUGCGCAUGUGUGCAUGUACACUACAUGACCAAAGGUAUGUGGACACCUGCUCAUCGAACAUCUCAUUCCAAAAUCAUUGGCAUUAAUAUAAAGUUGGUCCCCCCUUUGCUGCUAUAACAGCCUCCACUCUUCUGGGAAGGCUUUCCACUAGAUGUUGGAACUUUUCUGCGGGGAAUUGCUUCCAUUCAGCCACAAGAGCGUUAGUGAGGUCGGGCACUGAUGUUGGGCGAUUAGGCCUGGCUCGCAGUCGGCGUUCCAAUUAAUCAUAAAGGGCUUCGAUGGGGUUGAGGUCAGGGCUCUGUGCAGCCCAGUCAAGUUCUUCCACACUGAUCUCGACAAACAAUUUCUGUAUGGACCUCGCUUUGUGCACGGGGGCAUUGUCAUGCUAAAACAGGAAAGGGCCUUCCCCAAACUGUUGCCACAAAGGUGGAAGCACAGAAUCAUCUAGAAUGUAAUUGUAUGCUGUAGAAUUAAGAUUUCCCUUCACUGGAACUAAGGGAAAACAGCCCCAGACCAUUAUUCCUCCUCCACCAAACUUUACAGUUGGCACUAUGCAUUUGGCCAGGUAGUGUUCUCCUGGCAUCCGCCAAACCCAGAUUAGUCCGUCGGACUGCCAGAUGGUUAAGCGGGAUUCGUCACUCCAGAGAACGCGUUUCCACUGCUCCAGAGUCCAAUGGCGGCGAGCUUUAAUCCACUCCAGCCAACGCUUAAUAUUGCACAUGGUGAUCUUAGGCUUGUGUGUGGCUACUCAGCCAUGGAAACCCAUUUCAUGAAGCUCCCUCAAUGAACUGUUAUUGUGCUGACGUUGCUUCCAGAGGCAGUUUGGAACUCGGUAGUGAGUGUUGCAACCGAGGACAGUGCCACAUUGAAAGUCACUUCAGUAAGGCCAUUCUACUACCAAUGUUUGUCAAUGGAGAUUGCUUGGCUGUGCUCGAUUUUAUACACCUGUCAGCAACGGGUGUGGCUGAAAUAGCCAAAUCCACUAAUUUGAAGGGGGGUACUUUUGUAUAUAGAGUCUAUGUCUGAUAAUUGUUAGGUCUUAAGAUCAGAGCCAACACAAAUCCACAGGGAAUUCACACAGCUGCUGUUUGUGCACUGAAUGAAUACGACCUUUAGUUGUGCACUAUUUGUUUUGAUUUCAAUACAUCAUUGAUUUCUUAUCUCACUGUCCUUUGUCCAGUCUGGUCCUGCUUAUUACCCUAGUCUCUUGGCUGCAUGUUGUAGCAUGAUCCAUAACAUUGCUACAGUACUUUUGUGUCCCAAAUGGCACCCUAUUUCCUAUAUAGUGCACUACAUUUGACCAAGGCCCAAAAGUAGUGCACUUUAUAGGGAAUAGAGUGCAAUUUGGGACACAACCCUAGUGCUGGGCAGCCUGACCUUACCCUCUUUCAUUUGAGUGGUGCUUCACUUCACUAAUGGCUGACCCAUGACCUCUACUCUACAUGAUGUAUGAGGAAGCUAAUGCAAGCCAACACCAUGCUAGCUACACACACAGAUCCGGACACUGCUGCAGUUUCCCUUUGCCUUCAUGUGCAAGCCAUUGAAUGUUAUAAAAUAGAUUGACUUUGUGUAAUUCUCAAUAAAUGGCCUCUCACUCGGUCAGUAUGUGUGUGUGUGUGUGUGCGUGUCUGUCUGUCUGUCUCAUGCUUAUAUUAUGCAUUAUAAUCAGUGUGUGUGCUCCCUAGACUCCUGUCCUCUUGGCCACCUGCAGUGUGAGAAUGGCCAGUGUUUCCAUCCAGACAAGAGCUGUGACUUCGUAGACGUUUGUGGCGAUGGCACCGAUGAAAAGGAUUGUGGGACUUCCUGCUCUUUCGAGAAUGGUCGCUGUGGUUGGAAGAGCUCCCUGGCUGACAACUUUGAUUGGGCGUUGGGUGUUGGCUCAGUCCAGGGCAUAAGACCUCCAUUUGACCACACUCUGAAGAAUGAACAUGGUAGUGUAUUAGUGUAUUUCUCUCUGCAAUUUCUAUGUGAAUUCCCCUUAUAGUCCAGGCGAUAUGUGCAUUUUCCCCCCCACUUUUUAUAAAAACAUGAAACUUGGUACACUUGCACAGUUUGGGGCUCUGAACAGUUCGGGCCUCUGAGCACCUUGCCAUGGUGGCUAUUUCUCUAUCCCACCAUAACCGGACAAUGUAUUUUUUCUUCAUACUGUAUCUGCUGAACCAAACAUGAAAACAUAGAAUAGAGUCCAAUAAUGUACUUGGAUUGAUUUGAGGAAGUGGAUAUAAGUUUGCUUUUUUACAUUCCCUACCACCUCUGCGAAUAAAUUAAAACCCAUAUCCCAGAAUUUGAUGAGAUAGUUGGAUCACAAUUCUUGGCUCAAGGUGGAGAGGAUUGAUAAGAAAAAUAACAUUCGUAAUGUUUAUGCAUUUUAACAUCUGUGUCUGGAAUGGAAAUUCAUAACUUCUUCACAGCAGCUUUGAUAGAGAAAUACAUUUGAGCAGAAUAAACCCUAUGGACGUGUCCCAAAUAGCAUCCUAUUCCUUAUAUAGUGCAUUCCAUACAUAGGGCCCAAAGGGCUCUGGUCAGUAGUAUUGCACUAUAUAGGGAAUAGGAUAGGAUGCCAUUAAGGUGUAUCACUUAGACAAGGUAUUGAAUGACUAUUAAUCUGCAGUAUCUUGAGAAGCUUUUGAACUUACUCAGAGCCACAUAUAUGAAUGAUCAUACUCUUCCAGUCUGUAGAAUGUUCUAGAUCACUGACUCAUGUUGAAUCCAGCACAUUCUUUUCUAACUUUGGAGGUUUGAUCAUUGACUUGUGAAACCUUUUCUGUGCCCUCUGCAAUGGCAACCACCGAAGGCACUAAGGGGCAGUUGCAGUGAUCGCCACCUCAUGACUCUCCCUCGCAUCCCUAUGACCUAACUGUAUUUUGUCACCAUCAGCAAGAGCAAUCUGAGGAGGUGGCUAUCAAUCUGCCUCACACCUCUCUCACUCUCUCUCUCUCUCUCUCUCUCUCUCUCUCUCUCUCUCUCUCGCUCUCUCUCUCUCUCACACACACCCAGGUCAUUUUGUCUAUCUGGAGGCCACUCCAGUGGGAUUUAAAGGUGAUAAGGCUCACAUGAAGAGCUCUGUGUGGAAGGAGUCCAGUGCCACCUGCAAGCUCACCUUCUGGUACUACAUUUCCCACAAAGCAUCAGGCACCAUCCGCUUACUGGUCAAG